Arabis nemorensis is the source of this 336-nucleotide messenger RNA. The record is from the annotation of a GenBank genome assembly. Lineage: Eukaryota; Viridiplantae; Streptophyta; Magnoliopsida; Brassicales; Brassicaceae.
AUGUUGAAGAUCUGGAAGGCGUUGAAAAGACUAAUAUCUGAUCAGUGUAAACGAGCUAAGGCCGUGAGAGCGCAUGUACUGGCUCGCUCCAGCUAUAUAGGAUUCACACUGUAUACCAUUUUCAAGAGAGACAAGCAUCCACCGAGUUGCGAUUAUUUUCCCCGACCCGUGGUUCAGUCCUGUAAACUUAAACAUAGACACGAUAUCCAAAGGGAACAAGAAAGAUUGAACUAUUUGAAUGCAUGCUCCAUUGCUCAGGGAAACCGUUCAGGGAAUAUUAUUUGCGGUUACAAGGAUUGUAGCCAUCUUGGUUCUCGGCUCUCAGCUCCCAGCUAG